Plodia interpunctella (Indianmeal moth) is the source of this 1922-nucleotide messenger RNA. RefSeq names its product polycomb protein EED (gene escl). Gene Ontology annotation, cellular component: ESC/E(Z) complex. Bases 141 to 1379 code for a protein of 412 amino acids. Gene Ontology annotation, biological process: heterochromatin formation; negative regulation of transcription by RNA polymerase II. Gene Ontology annotation, molecular function: nucleosome binding; protein binding. The record is from RefSeq and is a predicted model, not a curated record. Lineage: Eukaryota; Metazoa; Arthropoda; Insecta; Lepidoptera; Pyralidae. The transcript is spliced from 7 exons.
GACAUUUGACGUUUAGGACGCCGUUUUGUCUUUGUCAGCUGAUUUUACAAACAUAAAAAGAUAAUUUCUUCGAAUUAUUUGUAUUAUAACUAUUAUUUUACCUUAGUGCCCUAAUAACUAGCAUAUUACCUAAUAAUAAUAUGAACUUUUCGGACAAUGAAGCCGAUGACACAUCAAGCGUUGAAAGCACCUCGAAUACAGACAACACGUCUCGUAGUGAGACUCCGACUAAUUCACGAGUGAAAAAACGCAGAAGAGGGAAGAAAAAGGCAACAAAACAAGUGAAGCCACCUUAUAAGUUCAACUGUAGUGCAAAAGAAGACCAUGGCCAGCCGUUGUUUGGCUGCCAAUUCAACCACCACUUGGGCGAGGGAGAGCCCCAGGUGUUUGCAGUGGUGGGCAGCAACAGAGUCUCCAUAUAUGAAUGCCCUGAAACUGGGGGGUUCAAAUUCUUGCAGUGUUAUGCUGAUCCUGAUGUGGACGAAACAUUCUACACAUGUGCAUGGUCGUACGAAGAAGAGACAUUUCUACCGCUGCUAGCAGUAGCUGGCUCGCGUGGCAUCGUCCGUAUCUUCCAUCCAGCCACUCAAACUUGUAUCAAACACUACAUUGGCCACGGACAUGCUAUCAACGAAGUCAAAUUCCAUCCAAGAGACCCCAACUUAUUACUGUCUGCAAGCAAGGACCAUGCGUUACGGCUAUGGAAUAUCAUGACUGAUGUAUGCAUAGCUAUCUUUGGAGGAGUUGAAGGCCACCGUGAUGAAGUGUUGAGUGCAGAUUUUGACCUGAAAGGAGAACGGAUCAUGUCAUGUGGAAUGGACCAUUCCCUGAAACUUUGGAGGUUGGACAAGCCGUCCAUGAACGAAGCAAUCAAACAAAGCUACAAUUUUAAUCCUCAUAGAGCUCUCAGGCCAUUCAAUUCGUUGAAGGAACAUUUCCCUGAUUUUUCCACAAGAGAUAUACAUAGGAAUUAUGUAGACUGUGUCAGGUGGAUGGGGGAUCUUAUUUUGUCAAAGUCAUGUGAAAACGCCAUAAUUUGUUGGAAGCCGGGCCGUCUGGAGGACACGGAGCUCCGCCCCGGAGACAACUCCGUCACCAUCGUGCACCGGUUUGACUACAAGGAGUGUGAAAUCUGGUUCAUCAGAUUUGCAGUCGAUUAUAGUCAGAGGGUGAUAGCGCUGGGCAACCAGUGCGGCAAGACGAUGGUGUGGGAGCUGGGCAGCGUGGCGGGGGGCUCGCGCGUGUCGCAGUUGGCGCACCCGCGCUGCCAGGCCGCCGUCAGGCAGGUUACUCUCUCCAGAAACGGCAAGGUGCUAUUAGCUUGCUGCGACGACGGCACCAUCUGGCGGUGGGACAGAGUCACAGGAAAAGAGUGCUAGUCCAAAAGGAUAGUCAAAUCAAAUGAAAGAAUUAGGUACGUAAAGUCCGUUUUUUCUUAUGAGUCCAUGUGACAUCAACAAUCUUCACAGUACGUAUAAAAAAUAUAUUUAAUAUAUUGCUGUAAAAUCACUGAAAGACAUGGUAUUUACAUAAUAUGGAUUGUGAUAUACAUAAUAAGACUUACAUCCACGAAGAAAAAACGAACUUGAAUUUAGGAACAUUUUAUUAUGUCCAAACAGCAACUGCCAAGAAUUUGAUUGAAUUCGAAUUAAUUAAUGAUUUUGACUUAUGAAAUAUUUUUUAUUCCAAUGAUGAUAUGUAAUUUCUUGUAAGCGAAAGUGUAUUUAGGCACGAAUGUGUUAGAUUAUAGUGAAUUCGCUAUUAUUUAACUGUUUAGGACUUUUUCUAUAAAAGGCUGAAAUUCAAUAAAUUUUAUUUUUUUUAUAAGACUUUUGAAAACGCUUAUAAAAUUUUUGUAACCAGUCCUAAAAGGGCUAUUAUAAUCAAAUCGACUAAAUAAAGACUGCCUUUAGUAAAAUUUA